Messenger RNA from Pelodiscus sinensis (Chinese soft-shelled turtle), 3142 nucleotides. RefSeq names its product zDHHC palmitoyltransferase 12 (gene ZDHHC12). The record is from RefSeq and is a predicted model, not a curated record. Gene Ontology annotation, biological process: protein targeting to membrane; peptidyl-L-cysteine S-palmitoylation. Lineage: Eukaryota; Metazoa; Chordata; Testudines; Trionychidae. Gene Ontology annotation, molecular function: protein-cysteine S-palmitoyltransferase activity. Gene Ontology annotation, cellular component: endoplasmic reticulum; Golgi apparatus.
CUGCCACUGGUCCGUGGUCAGGGGCGUUCGCUACAUGGCAGCCCGCAGGCUGCUCCUCUUACAGCCCCGCGGCCUGGCGGCACGUCAGCAUCGCAGCUUUCGCUUAAAAAAAGAAGCGUCAAUAGGCGGAGGCUCAGACCCCGGAAAUCUGCAAAAGCAGGAAGAGCAUGGAGAGUUGCUGCAGCCACUGAUAUUUAUCUUACUGGUUCUGUGCUCUGUCUUGCUGUACUUUGCGGUGUCUUUCAUGGAUCCAGGUUUUGUUGAGUCUGAUGAGGAAGAGAAGGUAGGGGUGAAUGAAGAACAAAGCGUAAUGAUGCCUCAACUUCCAAGCAAUGUUCGGUUGCGGCGCUGUGGAUAUUGCAUGCUGAAGCAACCAAUGAGAGCCAAGCACUGCCAGCUGUGUCGGCACUGUGUACGUCGCUAUGACCAUCACUGCCCCAUGAUUGAGAACUGCAUAGGAGAGAGGAAUCAUCCAUUCUUUAUAGCCUACCUGGCUGUGCAGCUUGUGGUUCUCUUGUGGGCCUUUCACAUUGCAUGGUCAGGCCUUUAUUUUGAACAGUCUUGGGAGUGGCUGAAGCACAACAUCUUUCUUCUCUUGUCCUUCCUCUUGAUAGUCAUAUUCACCAUUGUAGUGAUGCUGCUGCUGGUUUCACAUUUGUACCUAGUGUCAUGUAACACAACCACCUGGGAAUUCAUGUCACGCCAUCGCAUCUCCUAUCUCCGACACAGUGAAUCAGAGAACCCCUUUGAUCAAGGUGUCAUUCUCAACCUCUGGAGAUUCUUCUGUGCCUGCCACCUGAUUACAUGGGAGAAAAUAUACUUUCAGGAGGACAGUGGCCCUGUUUAAUUACAGAAUGUAAAUUCAUCCAGGAUUUAAUUAUGUAAUCCAAGUUUGAUUACAGAAAGGAAAAUGACAAUUACAAGAUGCGCAGAUAUGCAUGUCCUCUUACUGCAUUAAUCAUUCAGGUUUUAACUGACAGAAGAUAUGUGAAAAUAGGUGGCAAAGAGGCUGCAUCUCAGGGUACAUAUGUACGAAGGGCUUUAAGAACGGAAUUUAAUAGCAGGGACAACCUCAGUGAGAUGUUAGAGAAAACACUUGUGUGGUAACCCAUUUCCAGCUGCUUCAGUGGGAAUUCAGUUCAUAAUGAACCAUGCAACAAUUUGUACAAUGGUCCCAUCCACAGGAGCAAGUCUGUUUACAAGAAGAUUAACCAUGGAGCCACCCUGCCACUCAUUCUUCAUAUCCAGAUAAAAAUAACUUUUAUUAAAAGGGACUCCUUGGUUCUGGGUAGCACCGACGGGGUGAAUGUGAGUGGAUGCGUACACUGCUCCUUUACCUCUUUUUGCAGCCAUCAAACCUAUUGAGACAAAUGCAGAGACAGCCUGAAUAGCUGCUUCCACUUAUUUCACUAAGGUUUGAGCUUUACUACCGAUUGUCUGCCUAAGAAACAGAUGUUACACACCAAAUUCAAGUUUUGAAUUUGUUAAACUUAUGCUUUACGGUUAUGUGGCUACUUAGGUACAAGUGAACAAAACACCACAAUUGACAAACAUAAUGCAGACCAUAGAUUCAGUCAUUUGAUAUAGAAAUUCACAAGUUUUCAGUGAAUGUAGAUUUCUCAGAUUAACUGUUUUUGUCAACAGACAAAAAAAAUUGUCAACUGCAUUAUUUGUACACACCACUUAUUCAGAGCUCUCACCUCUAGCUUGUUUGAGAAAAGCCUCCCUCAAAAUAUUGUUCCAAUUAUAUAAAACAGUAAAUGGAUGAGUGGCAGUGAAGAGAAGAUAUUUAUGAAUGCCCUGAGGUGGUUUUUAACUUGUAACAGUAGGCUGGAGACAGAAUUCUUAUUUCCUUGCCUAGCCGGAGCAACUUUACUAAUAUUACUGCUAAAUCCAUGUCUUUAUGCUGUUUUCUCUAUACUAUAUUUAAUACUCUUAGGCUAUGUCUACACUGGCAGGUUCUUCCACAAGAACAUCUUGCGCAAGAGUUCCUGCACAAGAACACGCCAUAUGCUUUUGCGCAAGAGCAUCCAUGUGGAUGCUCUUUGCGCAAGAAAGUUCUGAUGGCCAUUUUAGCCAUAGGGCUUCCUUGCGCAAGAAACCCCUGCCCCACAGCCACAUUUGCGCAAUAGGGCUUACACUUUUUAGAAGAGAGCAUAGCUGUUGCGCAAAAAGCCCUCUCUUCCCAUGCUUUACUUGCGCAAGAGCGGGCGGGCUGUGUGGACGCUCUAUGGGAUCUUGCGCAAAAACCUGCUAGUGUAGACACAGCCUUAGUUUUUUAAUUUAUUUACUUUGUAAUCAAGAGGCUAGUCUUUUUUUUUAUUUGUAAAGCAUUAAAACAUGUGCAGGUACUGUAUUAAGGAUACCCAAAAGAUUACUAUUUAACAAAUAUCCAUUUUAAUCUAAAAUAACUUAAUUUCUUGAGCUUUAAGCAGCAUGAACAGUGAAAUGAACCUGUAAUUAGUUUAAAUUACAAAUUACCAGAUGCCAUUGCAAAGAUAGUCCUCAGCCUCAAAAAAGGAAAGCCUUUCUGCACUGAAUUUUAGUCCUGAAAAUAUUUCUAAUUAUAAGGUUUUGUAAAAAUUCUCUUAUGCUUAUUUGGUGCCUUAGUAUCUUUCAUGACUCAGGGGUUAGCACUUGACACAAAUGGAUGGUUGUCACAUUGUCAGAUUGCACUCAGCUUCCAAGAUAGAUAGGCACUCCUAGAAUACUGUUUUACUUUGAAAAGGCAGCUCAGAGCCAGGAGGGUUUAUGUAUGUCUGAUACCAGAAAAUCAUUGCAGAUCCCUUAGGACUAGGACUGUGUCUUGUACAGAGCAGAACACACUAUCAUCCCAGUGGAAUAUCAAUAUCAAGAUAGGAUCUUUCUGGAUUGUACGUUACCAUUAGGAAAUGAUUAUGGAAUUAGAAUUUUGUUAAGAAUGUUGUUCUGCCAGACUAGAGUUCACUUCACAUUUAACUGUGUUGGGGUCAGUUAUCACAUGGAAAAAAAAUAACUAUCAGCCUAAAUACUGAACUGAAUACGCUCAAGUUAGAUGUUUGAUGGGGUGGUAAAUUUUUUAAAAAUGCCUGGGUUGCUUAUUUAAACAGUUUAAAUGCUAUUAAUUGUUGUUUUUGACACAAUCAUUAAAAGAUUAAAUCUA